Messenger RNA from Ilex paraguariensis (yerba mate), 1601 nucleotides. Lineage: Eukaryota; Viridiplantae; Streptophyta; Magnoliopsida; Aquifoliales; Aquifoliaceae. The record is from the annotation of a GenBank genome assembly.
CCCCUCGCCCUCCCCUGCAUAAUAAAAAGCGAAAAACACUGGCCAACAAAAAUAAAAUCAGAAUAAUAAUGAAGCUCGCACUUCUCAACAGUGAGCCUCAAGAUCGGCCCUAGGCUUCCUCGCUUCCCCUCUCUCUCUCUGAACUUUGCUGUAGUAUUGUUUUAUUUGUUAAUUCCAGCCCGCCCGCCCGCCCUAAGGAAAAAACUCUCGAAAGCUAGAUUACAUUUGUUUUUACCGUGUGUAUUGUCCAAUUCUUUAUCGGCAUUGAAUUGGUAUAAUUAUUCAACUAUAUGUGUCUGGAAUUAUAUCAAUCUCAGCUGUUAUUUACUUUUAUAUACGUUUUUUUUUAAAUUAAGGUUGGUGUGUUGAAAUGAAGGUGAUUUGUGGAGAGGAAUAAUUGCGGUUGGUGGGAGUUGUGAUUGAUCGGAGGCCUUCUAUUACGUCAGAUUGAUUGAUUGAUUGAUUGGGGUUUGCAAAUGCCGGAGGAAGACUUGGUAGAGCUUAAGUUCCGAUUGUAUGAUGGAUCCGACAUCGGCCCCUUUCGAUACUCGCCGGCCGCCACUGUGGCCAUGCUCAAGGAAAGAAUUGUUGCUGAGUGGCCCAAAGCUCCACCUUGUUCGAGUCUUGAUUACUGUAAUCCACUGGUAAUCAAGGAAUUCAUAAUGCAGAUUACCUCUUAUCAUUCGCUGAAAUUCUUGUCUAGUUUUUCCCAUUCUUCUGAUGGAGGCCCUUUCACAUUUGAGAAUGUAGCUCCAGGCCAAGGGCUUCGAGUAAAGGUUGAAUGUAGUGAGGGAUGCAGAGAGGAGGAUUUCUCCGGUGGCAAAGCCAAGUGCAGGAUCAAUUUAUGUUUUUAUCGUGCUGGGGAGUGGGCCGAGGCCCUUUCACAUUUUCAAGUAAAGGUCGAAUGUAGUGGGGGAUGCAGAGAGGAGGGUUCUUUGAGCUAUAAAAAAAUUGUGCCGAAGGCAGCGAAUGAUGUGAAAUUGAUAAGUGCUGGGAAAAUUUUGGAAAACAACAAGACCGUUGGCCAGUGCAAAACGCCUUUUGGUGACCUUCCAAAAGGGAUAAUCACCAUGCAUGCUGUUGUACAGCCGUCUUUGGCAAAAGCAAAAACAGAAAAGAAGGUUGAUGAGUCUCCAAAGAAAAGCAUUUGUGCAUGUUCCAUAUUGUAAGGGAGUUAAGUUUGAUUCAGACUAAAUCUUGUGGGGAAACAAUUGAGUUGUGGGGAAACACAAUAAUUUGUAAACAGUACCAUACCACAUUGUUACAUGUUUGUUGGAGGGCAUGCCUGUGUAACCGUGCAUGUUGAUUAUGAUGUAUGCGCAUUUUAUGAAUUUGGUGCUUGAUUGUAAAUUUGUAGCUGCAGCUUUUUUACAAUAUUAAUACAGAGGUUAUGGCUCGACACCCUGCAAAGGGCUUAUACGGGUAGCUUUAUGUCAACAAUGCACGUGGGGUGUUUAUUGGUUGUAGUGCUGCAAAGCCUUAAACCUAUUGUUUGUUCUGCAACCAAGUUGUUGUAGGUUGAUGAAUUGAACUGCUGUUCAUUAUGUUUGGUCAAUACUGGUUGUGGUGAUUGUCAUGCAGACAUGGGUCAGGUGUGGGUG